AUGGGCGUUCAGCAACUCUGGUCGCUGGUGGACCCGGCCGGCCGGCCGGUGGAUUUUCGUCGGGACCUCGAGGGAAAGCGCGUGGCCGUGGACGGAUCUGGCUGGCUGCAUGCCCUGGCGGCCGGCUUUCGCCACCAGGCCGAGCGCGAUGCCCUCGGGCCGGGGGUCGAUUCCGACCAGGCCCGGCGGCGCUUCCUCCUGCUGCACAUGGUCCGCCGGGUGCUUGCGCUCUACACCCUGGGCGUGACACAUGUGGUGGUGGUAUUCGAUCACCCACGCGGUGGACCGCCCCUCAAGGAGAAGGUGUUGGCCGCCCGCCGGGCUCAGCGCGCGCUGGCCCUCAGCCGAGCCCAUCAAAAUGCCCUGCGCCUGGCGCUGGCCGGGCGCUUGGCCGAUCUGGCCGCAGGCACGGCCGACUACUCGGUCCCCGCGAGCCUGGGUCCCGGGCCGGCUGGGCCCGCGGGCCCGGCUGUUGCCCGGCAGGCGGUGGCCGACCCGGCCGCCGAGCAAGCUGCUGCGCUGAUGGCCGCCCUUCGGCAAACCGGCGGCCAGAUGUCCGAUGAGGAGUUGCAGGCCGCCCUGCGACCGCUUUCGGUCGCUGGCCGGCAAAUGGUCCUGGCCGGCAUGGCCGGCACCGGCUUCACUUCGGCUGGCGAUGCCCAGGCUCCCGCGGUCAGCCCCCACGACGAGGACGCCGAGGAAGAUGUGUGGGCCGGCUUCGGGCGGCGUGCCACGGCCCUGCUGGACGCGACCUUCGGCCGGGAGCCCCUGCCGGGGGGCCAGCCGACGCAGGAUCCGCUGGCCGAGUUUUCCCGGUCGCAGGUCCGCUCGGCGGUCCUGCGCGCGCGUGUGAAACACUCCCUCAGGCAGCUUGAUGAGGAAGAAAUGCCCGACGACGGGUCGGCCAUCAAGCGCAUUCGCUAUCUUCCCCUGAAGGAGGAGGAGGCUCAAGCGGCAGCCGCGCUGUCGGCCGAGCCGGCGCUGGACCUCGACCCGGCCGCCCUCUCGUCCUGUCUGCCGCUGCCCGAUGGCCUGCUAGCGGCCGAGGAGACGCCAGGGCCUGCGCCAGGUCAAGGCUUGCUCGUCGCCGGCGAGAGUCCCUUCCUCAGUCGGACGUCAUUUCUCAGUGGCACAAUCCGUCGGGCCGGCGCCCGGGACUUGGCCAGCCGGCCCACGGCCCACCCAUCAUCCGAGCUCGCAAAGGAAGAGCAUCCUGUGUCGGUCGCGGGCGCUGGGGCUCCCCGGCCGCCACCGGCCCCGCCGGUAAAAGAGGAGCCAGCCUGCUCGCUUGAUGAGCACUCGAGCCAAGCUCGGGGCGCUGUGUCGGCUGUGGGCCCCUCUUCAUCGGGCCUGGCUGGUGGGCCUGCCCAAGGUCACGGCGCUCCCCAAGUCGGCGCCCCUGCCAAAGUGGCUGAGGGCCUUGAAGCCGGGCAAGAAGCGGCGGCCAGUGACUCGAGGGGUGAUUGUCUCCGAGGCGAUGACCUGGAGGACAAUGGCCUCGAGGACGAUGACCUGGAGGACAAUGGCCUCGAGGACGAUGACCUGGAGGACGAUGACUUCGAGGACAUCCCUGUGAGUUCGCCAGCUGCGGCACCCCCACCGGACUCGCCACAGCCCCACGAGCCUGCCGACAUCUUGGCCUACCUGGCCAGCGUGGUUGGCGAGGUAACCGGCUCGAUGGGUGACGCACCGGCGGCCGGGUCUCCUUCCCCUCCUGCCCCGGCCACCGGGGAGGCCGAGCUGCCGACUAUGCUGACGGACGAGCCGGUGACCGUCCACGCUGCCGAGCCCAUGGCCGUGGGUGUUGGUGAGCCGACGCCUGUGCACGUUGAUGGCCCGGCGACCAUGCAUGAUGGCGAGCUGGCGACCGUGCAUGCUGCUGUGCCAAUGCCGGAGCCCGCGACUCUGCACGGGGCUGUGUCUGCGCCACUGUCCGAGCCGACUGGCACGGCUGCCGGCGCUGCCGCCACCGCUGCUGUCGAGGCUGACAUUGCGACCGGGGAUGCGAUUGGCUCGGUGGCCGGCUCGGCACCCUCGUCCAGAGGUGACACCGAUGAGGGGGAAGCCGCCCCGGGGCCCGGGGCCACGAGCACCGGCUUGACAGCGUCGCGGCCAUACUUUGAGCCCGAGGUCGAUGUGGGUCUUCCCUCGAGCCCGGCGUCCGACAUGGAGGAGCCGGCCUUCGCCUUCAGCUCCGACUCGGAGUCCGAUGGGGAGGACGUCUCCGCGGGGGCGGCCAGCGUGCGCCUGGACCCCGGCCGGCUGGCAGCCGCCAUCUCCAGCCUGGAUCGACAGCUGCGUCGCGAUGCAGCCCACGCAGUGAGUCCCUUCCGCCCGGAUGCCGGGGGCGCGGCCCUCAGCCAGCACGCCGAGCAGGUGGCCGAGCAGGUGGCCAGCCUGCUGCCAUCGGCCAGGGGCUCGGAGCCACCGGCCCCGGCACCUUCAUCCGAUGGGCCGGGCCUCCUGCCUGAGGCCGACCAUCCGGCGGCCAUGGCAUUCACUUCGCCGGACCUGAUGGACGAGCUGGCGGUGGCCCUGCUUGCAGUGGGGGCCGGCUGGCUGACAGCUCGAACCCGGCCAGGCGGCCUGGUCGAGGAUGCCGAGGCCCGGUGCGGGCUUCUCUCGCAACGCGGCCAGGUGGAUGUGGUCCUGUCGGAUGACAAUGAUGCGCUGCUCUUCGGCUCGCGCACCGUUGUCCGGGGCCUGUUCGGCUCGCGACCCGGCGCCCUGCGGCUCUAUUCCCUGGCGGCCCUGCGCGGGAACCUGGGUCUUUCCCGCUCGCGACUCAUCCAGCUGGCACACCUCCUGGGGUCGGACUUCUCGGAGGGUCUCUUCGGUGUUGGGCCGGUGCUCGCUUGCGAGAUCCUGGCCGCCUUCGCCGAUGACCAUGACGAGGCCAAGCCGGAUGUCCUGCUUCAACGGUUUGCCGCGUGGUGGCGCGGGUACCCGAACAUGACACCAGCCGCGCGGUCCGGCCUCUCGCCGGCCACUCGGGCGUUGGCUCGCGCGCUCGGCGCCCUGCGCUCUCCGCCAACGGCCGCUGGUGCCCCCGCCGAGGGCAGCCCGCCGGCCGGUCUCCGGCUGCCUGAGGACUUUCCGGACCCCCGCGUGACGGCCCUGUACUUGCAUGUCUGGCCGUCUGUUGGCCGAGAGCCCCGCGAGGAGGAGGCUGCAUUGGCGGACUUGGCCAUCGAUUCGGAUGCCCUAUUUCGGGUCUUCCGUCGGAAUGGCAUCCACCAGCACCAGGCCCAAACAGAUGGCUUCGUCCGGCCGGCCAUCGAGCGCCGCGCAGCCAUUCUCGGGUAUGAUGCCGCCGGGUCCCAGGUGCCCAUCACGCACUUCUUCUACCGCGACCCGGGGAGCGAGCGACUCCGAGACACGGCACCGGAUGGCCCGGCCUCGGCGCCGGCCGACGGCGACCUGCGCCUUGGCCCGCGACGCUUCGACCGGACCCCCUGGUCCGGGGUACGUGGGCAAAAGGCCCUGGCCAUCCUGCAGGCGUCCCUGCCUCCGCCGUGAUUCCGGCAGCCGGUGGAGGACAAUAGAACCGGCGCAUACCCCCCCCC
Fonticula alba is the source of this 3566-nucleotide messenger RNA. RefSeq lists its product as hypothetical. The record is from RefSeq and is a predicted model, not a curated record. Bases 1 to 3519 code for a protein of 1172 amino acids. The transcript has 8 exons. Gene Ontology annotation, molecular function: 5'-flap endonuclease activity; DNA binding. NCBI's taxonomy places the organism in Eukaryota, Rotosphaerida, Fonticulaceae.